This is a messenger RNA of Caenorhabditis elegans, 144 nucleotides long. RefSeq lists its product as uncharacterized. Bases 1 to 144 code for a protein of 47 amino acids. Lineage: Eukaryota; Metazoa; Nematoda; Chromadorea; Rhabditida; Rhabditidae. The record is from RefSeq and is marked reviewed. The transcript has a single exon.
AUGGGCCCACUCGCAUUCAUAAUUUUAUGUCAAUAUUCUGGAAAUCUGCUUGUCCAAUUCGUUUACUACGUGCUCGCCGAAUACGUGCUCGAAAAGUUCGAUCGAACUCCGCCGCCUCCGGAGCAAGAGCUUUUUCUCAAUUGA